Sceloporus undulatus (fence lizard) is the source of this 4367-nucleotide messenger RNA. Its product is annotated as potassium voltage-gated channel subfamily A member 1. The transcript has a single exon. Gene Ontology annotation, biological process: protein homooligomerization; potassium ion transmembrane transport. Gene Ontology annotation, cellular component: juxtaparanode region of axon; voltage-gated potassium channel complex; synapse. The coding region runs from base 658 to 2142 and encodes 494 amino acids. The record is from RefSeq and is a predicted model, not a curated record. Gene Ontology annotation, molecular function: delayed rectifier potassium channel activity; protein binding. Lineage: Eukaryota; Metazoa; Chordata; Lepidosauria; Squamata; Phrynosomatidae.
GUACCUCCCAGUUGCCCCCGACGUGAUCUUUCUUUCUUAAAAGAUUCACCAUAAUAGUGGAAGGGGCCAAUCCAGAGCAAGUGGGAAGCCGGCGGCGGCGGAGGAUAUUGCUGAGUCGACAUUUUAAGCAACCCCAUCCCAGCCUCUGCAUUCAUUGAUUUCUAUUGAGGGAAAGUGCAGCAGCAGCAGCAGCAAGAGAAUGCUUACAUCCUGGAGAAAAAUGAAGGACCUGUGUUAAAAGACAGAAGCUGAUCCCAGUCAUUGCAUUGUGUGCUAAGAGACCCUAAUUUCUUUCUUUGCUCUUGCAUAUAGCCAGAUACAGUUUCUCCACUCCUUCCUUCCCAAAUGAGCAUCAUCUACUAUCCCCUACUUUUUCCAGCUUUUAUGCCCUUCGACCCAUUCGACCCAUUCCUCUUUCUUUAUCCUUGAGUUUCCCAGCCUUAAUACCCGCCCUCCAUUCCUGCUCUUUGAAACAAGGGACCAAAUAAGGACAGCAGUCCUCUGCACUCAUGCUUUAAUUCUGCAUGUAAAGCUUCUCCUUUGAGUAUCUCUAUUCUUCAUGCUUCUUCAGUUUUGACAGCUUUAGGUUUUGGAUCCCAUCUCCAUCUCCAUACCAUCACAUUUUUUUUUAAAUCUCCUCUCCCAUCCCUUUUCACCAUGACUGUAAUGGCUGGGGAUAACAUGGAUGAGACUUCUGCUUUGCCGGGCCACCUUCAAGACAACUAUAGGCCUGGUACUCAUGAUGACCAUGAAUGCUGUGAGAGGGUUGUGAUCAACAUCGCUGGCCUAAGAUUUGAAACCCAGCUGAAAACUCUUGCCCAGUUUCCCAACACAUUGCUGGGUAACCCAAAGAAACGCAUGCAGUAUUUUGAUCCACUGAGGAAUGAAUACUUUUUUGAUAGGAACCGGCCCAGUUUUGAUGCCAUCCUCUAUUAUUACCAGUCUGGAGGACGGCUUCGCAGACCAGUUAAUGUGCCCUUAGACAUGUUUUCUGAGGAGAUCAAGUUCUAUGAAUUGGGAGAAGAGGCCAUGGAGAAAUUCCGGGAAGAUGAAGGCUUCAUCAAAGAGGAAGAGAGGCCGUUGCCUGAAAAGGAAUAUCAAAGGCAAGUAUGGCUCCUCUUUGAAUAUCCUGAGAGCUCUGGGCCAGCCCGGGUCAUUGCAAUAGUCUCUGUCAUGGUGAUCUUAAUCUCCAUAGUUAUAUUUUGUCUGGAAACUUUGCCAGCAUUGAAAGAACAGGAAAGGGAAUAUACAGGACCCCAAAACCGCAGUGACAAUUCCACCAUGUAUUACAAGUCUAAUAUAUUUACUGAUCCCUUCUUUGUUGUGGAGACACUCUGCAUCAUUUGGUUUUCUUUUGAAUUGGUAGUGCGCUUUUUUGCCUGCCCCAGCAAAGCCGAAUUCUUCAAGAACAUCAUGAACUUCAUUGACAUAGUAGCCAUCAUCCCUUACUUCAUCACUCUGGGUACAGAGAUGGCUGAGCAGAAGGGGCCCCCAAAGGGGGAGCAGGCCACCUCUCUGGCUAUUUUGAGAGUCAUCAGACUGGUAAGAGUCUUUAGAAUCUUCAAACUCUCAAGACAUUCUAAGGGCCUCCAGAUCCUGGGACAGACCCUCAAAGCGAGCAUGAGGGAGUUAGGUUUGCUAAUCUUUUUCCUCUUCAUUGGGGUGAUUUUGUUCUCCAGCGCGGUGUAUUUUGCUGAAGCUGAAGAACCUGACACUCAUUUCGACAGCAUCCCCGAUGCUUUCUGGUGGGCAGUGGUAUCCAUGACCACUGUAGGAUAUGGUGACAUGUACCCUGUGACAAUUGGAGGCAAAAUCGUGGGCUCCUUGUGUGCCAUUGCUGGUGUGCUGACAAUUGCCCUGCCUGUACCUGUCAUUGUGUCCAACUUCAACUACUUCUACCACCGAGAAACAGAAGGGGAAGAACAGGCUCAGUUACUUAAAGUUAGCUCUCCUAAUUUAGCAUCUGACAGUGAUCUGAGUCGCCGUAGCUCCUCCACAAUCAGCAAAUCUGAGUACAUGGAAAUUGAAGAGGAUAUGAAUAAUAGCAUAGACAAUUUUAGAGAGGCAAACCUCAGAACUGGCAACUAUACCUUAGCCAACCAAAACUGUAUUAAUAAAAACAAGCUGCUUACUGAUGUUUAAAAACAUGUAGUAAAGAAAACAAUGGCAGCUUGAUGACUUUAAAUGACUGGCAAUCACACUUCGUAGAAGCUUUAUGAAUAGCCUUUGAAUGCUUUACCUCGUAAAUGCGUUGUUGCAUUGCGAUUUUUUGCUCAGUGAUUCAAGAAGCUUUUAUGAUUCAUGGAAAAAAAUCCAUGUCUUGGUUUAUUUUAAAUGGAUAUUUUACAGUUGGUUUAAACAGUUUAACCUUAAUUCUUUGGAUAAGUCUGGUUACAAAUAAGAAUUGUAUGCUUCUAAGCUCUGGUCAUUUUGGCAUUACUUUCAGUUGUUUAAUUUAAUUUUAAAAAUUCCAGGAGAACUCUUACAAAUAUUUAAAAUAUGCAUGGACUCCAGGGGGAAAUCUACAAAAAAAAACUGCACAAUGCAUCCAAGAAAUUGCAUCCAAAUAAUAUUAAUCAUAAUGUGCAGUAAGUAUUUGCCACCCUUUAGAUUGACUGACAUAUGUAUUUCCUUCUUUUGUGAAAGGUUUUGUAGUUCUGAUCUACAGAUCCACACACAGCACUUUAUAAAAAUAUUCUAAGUCUUUUGAUUUUGCUGAAUACACUCUUAAAAGUGAAGAGUUGUUCUCUAUGGAGUUGCAGGGGGCGGGGAAUAGGUGGGGGGAAACAACAUCUGCAAUGCUGCUAAGGUUUAUUAAGUGCAGAUGCUUUUAAUGUAUUUUUCCAUUCUCCAGAACUGGAUGCAAACAUUUUUAGCUCCUUCGUUGCAAGAUAGCACAAUAAAAUUUAAUAUAAGCAUGUUUGACUUUGAUACUAUCUAUUUUAUAAUUGCAUGCCUUGGAACAUUACCUCAGACAAUAGGGGAUAAGCUUUUGUUUGAACUAAUCUUUAAAAUAGGCCCUUUUUAUUUCAAUUUGCAUUCACCAAAAGUGCACUCCUUUUUAUUUAUUAAGUAUUGGAUUAUUAUCUUAAAAGUACUGUAUUCAAGUGCAUAUGUUAGUCAAAUGGGAACAAUAAUUUUGGAGCAUGCUAAAAUAUUCAGCAUUAUGGCCUAUUUGACUAAGGUGUAGCUCAAAAUUAAUUAAUGCAUGAUUUCAGUAAUUUAAGAAAAUUGCUUGUUGGGACUGUGGGCCAGGAAUUAGAGAGACUUGAUGAUUUUCCUGCAUACCACAGGAAAAUGAGAUAGCUUCUGUCCAGGUCUUGUUAGAAAGUAACAUAUCCCAUCCUUUAAAGGGAAAUUUAUAUGAAAAAAUAUCAAGUUCAGUUUAUAUAUAGCAAUGCCUAAAUAUUCUGUAUCUCUUGGAGCAGAAAAAGAUGCAGAAGCAUGCCUUUUGAUGCAUUCUUAGAAUGUAAAAUGGAACUUACCUAUUAUAUGCAUCCAAAUUACAAUCAGUUCUUUCGCAGUCAUUUGAACCUUAGAUAUUUUGUAUUCCCUUAGGAGUCUCUGAAGAGACUCAACCAAUUGAUUUUAGAUAGUUGCUUAGUGCCUUUAUCCUUACAGCCACUGAACUGCUGAAAGUGCCUCUAUGAAAAGAGCUGAUCCUAGUAGACAUGGAUGAGUCAGCUGGACAGUAUCGGGAUUCUGUUGUUCCAAACGCAGGCACCACAGAAAGAGCAAGACAGUUUGCAAAGCAAAGAGGCAGGAGAAGAGGGCAGAAAUCACCAGCACUCAUGCACACACCCAGUUUCCUUUGGUGCUUUCCCCCUCUACAACAGAGUAAUAUUGCAACCUAGCCUUUGCCUUUACCAAAUACGUUGCAAUCAUAAGUAUGCAGAAUGUAACCUUUAUCCAGUUUGUUUAUAGAGACUUUAUUGUCCUCCAUGUUCUGGGGCAGGUGGGGGAAGCCAGAAGGAGUUGGGCCAUUCUUUGGAAUGGCUAUUUAGGAAAGCCUGUCUAUAGACACAAGAAGAUGUAAGGACCAUCAUUUACAGCAGUAGUGCAGUAAGCCAGGACAAAUGGGUACUCUGAAUCACCUGGAUUCUUUUUAGAGGUGUUUGCUCUUCCAACCAGGCACAUGGGUUUGUCUAAGUCUCCAUGAACUCUCCUACUUACUGUAAUAACUUUCCUACUGUUCUGGCUUGUUGAAGUUGCAGCAUAUUCUGCAAAUAAGCAACUACUGAAAUUACAAGUCACAUAAGUCAGUACAUUAAUGUUAACUGAAACAGGUCCCAAACACUAGAAUGGUUUGAGACCACUUUAACUGCCCUGGCUCAAUACUAGGGAAUUCUGGGAACUGUAGUUUUGAG